Myxocyprinus asiaticus (Chinese sucker) is the source of this 2356-nucleotide messenger RNA. RefSeq names its product L-rhamnose-binding lectin CSL1-like. Gene Ontology annotation, molecular function: carbohydrate binding. The transcript has 5 exons. The record is from RefSeq and is a predicted model, not a curated record. Lineage: Eukaryota; Metazoa; Chordata; Actinopteri; Cypriniformes; Catostomidae. The coding region runs from base 458 to 895 and encodes 145 amino acids.
UUCAAGUACAGGAUUACAUUAAAUGUGUGGCCUCAAUACCCCUAAAUUAGAGGUCCAUGGAUAGUGGAUUUUCCCGAUACUGAUAACGUAGGUGGUGCAAAAGUCCUUUUGUCCAUUUCUGCAUAUUACGGCGCUGUUUUGCGGCCCUCUUCAGCCUGUCUUGGCCUGUUCUGCAUAACACGGCGGCCCGUUUCAGCUUAUCGCGGCCCAUUCGGCCCCGUUUCGCGGCCGGCCAAUGGGAACGGUCCCGGUUCUCCCGAUGGCCAGUCCGCCCCUGGUUAAGGAACAUGUCACCUGUGAAGGAAGUACUGCCAGUUUCAACUGUGGUGAGCUCUCUGAGUUUCAUUAUUACAUUGGAUUUGCAUGUUUUACUAUUAUUCAUAAUUAGAAAUAAGAAAAUAUAUGUUUCACAUAAUAAAAUGAAUUAUUUAACUUUUUAUCGACAGACCAGGGAAUCAUGAAUGUGCUUGCAUCCAAGUUUGGGAAUACAAACUGCUCCGCUGGAAUAGAUCCUCCAGACUUCUCAAAUGUUAACUGCACCCAGAACACAUCCAUCAGUCUGGUGGCCAAUCGAUGUGAUGGAAAACAGAACUGCUCCAUUCUUGUGGAGAACAGCACUUUCGGUGAUGUCUGUCUAGGAUUUUACAAAUACCUGAAAGUGUCUUACAUUUGUUUACUUCCAAAGGAACUCGUCACCUGUUGGGGAAAGACCACCUCCCUCACCUGUGAUGAUUUUUACCCUGGAACCCUUAAAGAGCUUUCAGCCAAUUAUGGGUGUACAGACAGCUCAACCUGGUCUGAUCUUGAAGACUAUAGAAAGAAGUGUAAUGGAAAGAAAACAUGUAACCUGUAUGCUUCAAGUUUACUUUUCCUUGAUUGGUGCCCUAACAUAUAAAAAUAUGUGGAGGUGUUAUACAGUUGUGUAGGAGGAUGUGAGUACUUUUAGUAGUUUAUAAAGCUUUAUACCUUUCUUUGCAACAGCCUUGUUGAUAUGAUUUAUUGAAAGAUAUAUGGACAUGGCUACAGGGUGCAGGGUUUGGUUGUGUGUGUGUGUGUGUGUGUGUGUGUGUAGAGAGAGAGAGUGUGAGUGUGUGCAGUGUGCAACUGUGCCCAUUUAUGCCAUACGUAGUGCUGCAUGUUCUUUCCAAACAAUUCAACCUCAGUUUCAUCAGUCCAUAAAACAUUUUCCCAGUAGCGCUGUGGAGUGUCAAGGUGGUCUUUGGCAAACUUCAGGGGUACAGCAAUAUUUUUGUUAGAAAGCAGCGGCUUCCUUCAUGGUCUACUGCCAUGGACUCCAUGCACGUUUAAUGUUUUCCAUAUAGUAGACUCAUGAACAGAGAUAUUAAUUUCUUCAAGUCUUUAGCUGUCACUCUAGAGUUCUUUUUUUUACCUCAAUGAGCAUUCUGCUGUGUGCCAUUUGAGUCAUCUUGGCUGGACAGCCACUUCUAGGGAGCGUAGCCAGAGUAGUAAAUCGUCCCCAUUUAUAGACAAUUUGUCUAACUGUGGAGAGAUAAAUAUCUAAGUUCUUCAAGAUAACUUUGUAACCGUUUUGAGGUUUAUGCAAAGCAACAAUUUGUAGGUCUUCUGAGAUCUCUUUUUUGUGAGGCAUGGUCCACGUCAGAAGAUGCUUCUUGUGAAUAGCAAACUCAAAAAUAAUAAAGUGCUUUUUAUUAGUUGAAGUAGCUCUAACCCAAACCUACAAUCUUGUUUCAUUAAUUGGAUGCCAGGUUUACCAACUCCUCACUCUUAUUAGCUUUUGUUGACAUCAUUGGCCUAGGAGGUUCACAUACUUUUUCCAACCUACAUUGUGAAUGUUUGAAUUAUGCAUUCAAUAAAUUUGUGUGUUAUUAAUUAAAACAGUUUGUGUAUGUUCAUUACUGUAACUUCAAAGCAGAUCCAACCAGAUUUUAAGAUUUUAAGGAAAUCUUCAGCUUCAUUUCUGUGAUUUUAUAAAUAAACUGAUGAUUUUAAUUAUUUAAUAUAUUUGACAAUAAGUAAAGAUUUGAUAUUUUCACUAAUUCAUUUUUUUUAACCAUCUUCUAAACAAUGUAGAAUCAUUCAAUUACCGAUAUGUAGAAUCUGAAUGUUAGCAAAACAUUUUGUAUGGUAAAAUUGUAGUAGGAUUUGGGCUGCUCAGACUGAUAUCUGUUGAUGUUUGUAUACCUUAAAUUCACUAUCAUCUUAAAAAUAAUAAUUGUAAUUAUGCUUUCAAUUAUCAUUGCAAGAUUAAUUGGUUGGAAAUAUGAUCUUAUGUUAGAUUAAUAACUAACCAUAAUUUACAAAUGAUUACUAUUAUUUUAUUUUUUUUAUUGUAUUUUUAUAUUUUGUUUGGUCAGUCUUUUUGUUCUAAUCUUGA